CCCGCCCAGCCCCGGCUACCUCCGCCAGCUCCGCCACCAUCAGCACCACCUCCACCACCACCGCCGGCGGCGGCAGCAGCCAUUUCAUCUCCACAGAAACCAGACACAAAAACAUGGCAGAAAUGGAGAAAGAAGGGAGACCGCCGGAAAAUAAACGGAGCAGGAAACCGGCUCACCCCGUAAAAAGGGAGAUCAAUGAGGAAAUGAAGAACUUUGCAGAAAACACCAUGAAUGAACUCCUUGGCUGGUAUGGCUAUGAUAAGGUUGAAUUAAAAGAUGGUGAAGAUAUUGAAUUCAGGAGCUACCCUACAGAUGGGGAGAGCCGGCAGCACAUUUCUGUUCUCAAAGAAAAUUCUUUGCCAAAACCAAAAUUACCUGAGGACAGUGUUAUUUCACCAUACAAUAUAAGCACAGGGUAUUCAGGGCUUGCCACUGGAAAUGGACUCAGUGACUCACCUGCAGGGUCAAAGGAUCAUGGCAAUGUGCCCAUUAUUGUACCUUUAAUUCCGCCACCUUUCAUAAAGCCACCAGCAGAAGAUGAUGUGUCAAAUGUACAAAUAAUGUGUGCCUGGUGCCAGAAAGUGGGAAUCAAGCGCUAUUCCCUGAGUAUGGGAAGCGAGGUGAAAAGCUUCUGCAGCGAGAAGUGCUUUGCAGCGUGCCGGCGAGCCUACUUCAAGAGGAACAAGGCUAGAGAUGAAGAUGGACAUGCUGAAAAUUUUCCCCAGCAGCACUAUGCUAAGGAAACUCCAAGGCUUGCCUUCAAGAAUAACUGCGAACUACUUGUAUGUGACUGGUGUAAGCACAUAAGACACACAAAAGAAUACCUGGAUUUUGGGGACGGGGAAAGAAGGCUUCAGUUCUGCAGCGCAAAAUGUCUCAAUCAAUACAAAAUGGACAUUUUCUACAAAGAGACACAGGCCAAUCUUCCAGCUGGGCUGUGCAGUACAUUGCACCCUCCCAUGGAAAAUAAAGCAGAAGGCGCCGGGGUGCAGCUGCUCACUCCAGACUCUUGGAAUAUCCCGCUGACAGAUGCUCGGAGGAAGGCCCCCUCCCCGGUGGCUGCAGCUGGCCAAAGCCAGGGCCCCGGCCCAUCGUCGUCCACCACCGUCUCUCCAUCUGACACUGCCAACUGCUCUGUCACUAAAAUCCCCACGCCAGUGCCCAAGUCCAUCCCCAUCAGCGAGACUCCAAACCUCCCUCCUGUCUCGGUCCAGCCGCCAGCUAGCAUCGGACCUCCCCUCGGCGUGCCGCCUCGUAGCCCUCCUAUGGUGAUGACCAACCGCGGCCCGGUGCCGCUGCCCAUCUUCAUGGAGCAGCAGAUCAUGCAGCAGAUCCGCCCGCCCUUCAUCCGCGGUCCGCCGCACCACGCCUCCAACCCCAACAGCCCUCUGUCCAACCCCAUGCUGCCCGGCAUCGGGCCCCCUCCCGGCGGCCCUAGGAACUUGGGCCCCACCUCCAGCCCCAUGCACCGGCCCCUGCUAUCGCCCCACAUCCACGCCCCGAGCACCCCCACCAUGCCCGGGAACCCCCCGGGCCUAGGCGGCCCCCUGCCGAGUCUUCCCUUCCCUCCGGUGAGCAUGAUGCCCAACGGCCCGAUGCCGGUGCCCCAGAUGAUGAAUUUCGGGCUGCCGUCGCUUGCCCCACUGGUACCGCCGCCCACCCUGCUCGUGCCGUACCCCGUGAUCGUGCCCCUGCCUGUGCCCAUCCCCAUCCCCAUCCCUAUCCCCCACGUCAAUGAUUCCAAGCCCCCCACGUCCAAGAAGCUGCUGUCGCCGGAGGAGCCGGUGGUGAGCGAGCUGGAGUCGGUCAAGGAGAACAACUGUGCUUCCAACUGCCACCUGGACGGGGAGGCGGCCAAGAAGCUGGUGGGGGAGGAGGCCCUGGCGGGGGGCGACAAGUCGGACCCGAACCUUAACAACCCCGCGGACGAGGACCACGCCUAUGCUCUGCGGAUGCUGCCCAAGACCGGCUGCGUGAUCCAACCUGUGCCAAAACCCGCGGAGAAGACUGCCAUGGCCCCCUGCAUCAUCUCCUCACCCCUGCUCGGCGCUGGGCCCGAGGACCUGGAGCCGCCGCUCAAAAGGAGGUGCCUCCGAAUUAGAAAUCAGAAUAAGUAAAAGGAACACUCACUCCCAGGGUACCUUGCAUGGAGAGAGGGCGCGGAGCAAACUAUGUCACGCCAUCCAAUGACACCAGC
Molecule: messenger RNA, 2197 nt
Organism: Fukomys damarensis (Damara mole-rat)
Lineage: Eukaryota; Metazoa; Chordata; Mammalia; Rodentia; Bathyergidae
Gene: Sobp
Product: sine oculis binding protein homolog
Exons: 8
Coding region: 114-2117 (667 amino acids)
Biological process (GO): animal organ development
Cellular component (GO): nucleus
Source: RefSeq, a predicted model, not a curated record